Molecule: messenger RNA, 1431 nt
Organism: Protopolystoma xenopodis
Lineage: Eukaryota; Metazoa; Platyhelminthes; Monogenea; Polystomatidea; Polystomatidae
Source: the annotation of a GenBank genome assembly
AUGGUUUCGCCCAACGCCUUUUUGCUUGCCAAACAUGUAGCGAAUGAGCAUGGCAUUCUUCGUGAUGACACCUGCCCGCGGUGUAGGGAGAUAUUUUCAGCACCAUUCUUAAUGCGUGAACAUUUCCGCUCUGCACAUUUGGGCACUCUAUCUGCAACCAUGCCCUUGGUUUCGCAUUCACAGCCAUCUCCACCUUCGACUCCGACACACUACCCUAGCAACCUCAAUAGUUCGCUUGCUUCGUCCGCUCUUUUAUGUUCUGAUCAACCAAAAAAUGAAGCACGUUUCACUGGGUCAGGUAAUGAGAUGGAGACAGAGGAGGAAGUUGGAGAGGAAGUAUGUGAGGAGGACGACAGUGAAGGCGAAAGCGAAAAUAAUCUUUACAUGGCUUUAGGUAAGGCUCAGAGUUGGAAUGAAAAUUGGUCGGAGCAAACAGCUUUUGAGCCUAAGACUGAUGAAGUCGAAGAGGAGGAAGAUGUUGAUGAUGAAGAGGAUGACCUUGAAGAUGAUUAUGAAGAGGAAGAUGAGGAAGAAGAAGAUUAUGCUGUGAAAUCCAGAAAAACGUGUCCUGAUGCUGCUUCUCAUUUUCAGAGUCGUUUUUCUCCAAGAUCUGAUUCUCGUCGUUCUGACCUAUUAGAAGCCGUGAUACCAGCGACAUCGGCUUCAACUGUGGCAUCACGCUCUGCGCAAGCUUUUAGCGGAUCAUCGGGAUCCGGGACGAACUGUCGUCGUCGUGAGGACGGCCUCAUAUCACUCACCAAUCAGGCUCGCCAGUUGUCCGCUCAAGCCGGCUUUGCUUGUCCUUAUUGCCCAGUGAGCGACGCCGAUGGCUCCGGUAGCCCUGGAGAGUUCGCUUCACGAGGCCAACUCACACAACACAUUCGUGCUCGCCACCCCACUUCUUUGGCAUGUCCACAUUGUGGUAAAUGCUUUUUCCGUCGCUCCCAUCUGACACGUCACGUUGUCAAAGUGUGUGGCCGCACUGGGGGUUCUAAACGACCUCGCCCGGCCACCUCAUCGUCAUGUUGGAAGUCGUGCAGAUCCGUCUCGGCUAACAACCCAUCUCUUCUCAGAAACUCUGUCUUGCGAACACUGGCUUCGGAGCUCGAAUCAACUGGAGGCGUUGGCAGCAGAGACACAGAAUCUACCGAUGAGGGAGAUGGCAUUCAGGUUGAAGGAUCUCUUGCUGUACAGUCAGAUUUCCCUAAGAUUCGCACGCCUCGUCUCUGGGAUUCGGAGCCUGGUUCCACUUCUAGAGGUCCACUUAACAAGGUAUCUGGUGAUCGACAUUCGGAGUUGUCCGAUUGGAGUGGCCUUAAUCGGCGAUCUGACGCGAAUUCCAGACCAAAACCAAUCCAGAUGUGGCCACAAACCGUGUCUGCUGCUCUUGUGCAGUCUCCUGAAUUUGGUACAGAAUUUACAUAUUUGUAA